AUGGAUCUACCUCGAAGAAAACCACCCGGAGGGGGGUUAGUACACACAGCAUCGUGGACCGCUCUUCUCUUCUUCGUCUGUGUCCUCGUGUCCCUGGGAGGAGGAGGACGGGCGGAGGCGGCUCCGUCGGCAACUGAGCACCAGAAGAGAGCCGCGGACGACCUGUGGGAAGAGCUGACGGAGGGUGGCGAGAGAGCAACCGACCACAAUCAUUGGGAGGGGAUCGUGCGGCGAUCGGCGGACUGGUACGACCCGACCUACGAGGACGACACGCAACACAUCGUGAACGUCCAAGAGUACUACCGCUACGUGUUGGACGAACAAGAGUGGGAGGACGAAGAGCGGGAGCGUACGCAGGAGCUCGCCCGGUUGAUGCACUAUUUCUUCGACAACCUCGGCCAAGGUGACGCCACCGUUCAGGAGGGAGAUGGAGGACAUGUGGGCGACAGAGACAUCCAGAAACCCAUCCCCGGGCGCUACAUAGUGAUGCUGGACUCUACUGCUAAUGUGGAGACCCUGGACAAAACAGUGGCUGUUCUACAGAGGGCGCACGUAGAGAGCGAGGGUAGAAUCAGGGCAGAGCAUAUUACACCCAUCAGAAAUCUCGGAGUUGGUUUUAUGGCCACCAUGAACAGCAAGGCAGUGGAGCUGAUGAAGAAGCAUCCCUUCCUGGAAGUUAUGGAGGAAGAUGUGGCAUUAAGGAGGUCUCCUACACCUACGUUUGGUGGCAAGAGAUACGCUGAAGACAAAGGAAAUCUUGCAGAGGAGCAGAAAAGCAGCAUUCCUUGGAAUCUCGACAGGCUCGACUCUCACGCUCGAAAGAUGGACGGAAAGUAUGAGCCAGAGGGGACCGGAGAAAAGGCCAGUAUAUACAUCAUUGACACUGGGAUACGCUACACGCACAACGAAUUCGAAGGCCGAGCUAGCUUCUCUGGUUUCGAUGCCAUCGACGAGUUGACGGGUCAGAUUUGA
Geodia barretti is the source of this 972-nucleotide messenger RNA. The record is from the annotation of a GenBank genome assembly. NCBI's taxonomy places the organism in Eukaryota, Metazoa, Porifera, Demospongiae, Tetractinellida, Geodiidae.